CAUUUUCCCUAACCAACACCCAUCUUCGCCCGAAAAAAAACUUUUCAGAUUUCUUCUGUCCGACACGGUGUGCGCGAGUGAAAAGAGCAAAAGCUCGCCCUUUCAUUACAGUUUCUGUGAGCAAUCAUUACCACUAUGGCUACGUCGUCAGGUAAAAAGGGGAAGAAGGUUUCCAAAAAGAACAAGCUCUCGCUCGGAGAGUUUUUGACCGACGGAAAUGCGACACCGGUGUCCCAAAUCCAGGUCGCCGUUCCGGUCAAGUUGAGCAACUGGGCCGAUGAAUGUGACGACGAGGAGGACGAUCGUCCGGUUCGCACCCAACUGAUUGCGCUUCCCACGGCUCCUCGGGCCACUCGGCUGCUGAAUGAUGAUACCAUUCCGCACACGCCGCCCUAUCUGGCGUACAUUUCCAACCUUCCGUACGAUCUGAGCGACAAUGAUUUGUAUGACUUUUUCGAGGACAUGGAAAUCGUUUCGUUGCGGUUACCUCGCGAUGACGGGGAAAACGGGCGGCUGCGAGGUUUCGGCAACAUUGAGUUUUCCCGCCGAGAGGAUCUGAUAGCCGCUUUGUCAAUCCCGGAGCCGGUGAUUCAUGGUCGACGCAUUCGAAUCGAUAUUUCGAGUGAGAGCGAACAAAAGCGACAACGCAACAACCGUGGAUAUGACAACUACGGGGGCGAUGAUCGUCCCCAAGGCAACUGGCGUGAUGGUCCACGAUCCCAAAUGGGCGAACGGGAAGGUGGACGUCGCAACUAUAGUAACUACAAUCGCGACGGUGGGGAUCGUAGAGAUCGUGAUGGCGAUCGGGAGCGCUACCCCAACGAUUCCGGAUCUGGCGGAAAUUGGCGUCAAGGAGAUCGUCCCGUGCAACCCCUGCCUUCCCCGCCACCAAAUCGUCGAGGUUACGGAGGAGAUCGUGGUUUCCGGCGUGGUGCCGAUCGUUCCGGAGAUCGGAGCGGCCGACGAGAGAUGGAACCUCCAAUGGAACGGCCCAAGCUGAAUUUGCAGCCACGAACAUUGCCAAUGCCGGAGGUCAAGAAACUUGAAACAGAAUCUGACCGUGACAGCAGUGUCGAACGGAGAGACACUGAAGACAAAGAAAAUCAGGACGAACAAAUUGCUCCCCGUCCCAAACCCACUCCGGUUCCAUCGGCUCAGAUCUUUGGUGACGCCAAACCGGUUGACACGGCUGCCAAGCUGAAGGAGUUCGAAGAACGCAUGGCAGAGAAGAAACGCUUGGAAAAGGAGGAACGAUUGCGGAAAAAGGCCGAGGCAGAAGCGGCCGCAGCAGCAGCAGACGCAGAAAAAGAUCCCAAGGACGAAGGCGAAGAAAAGUCAGAUCCCACCAAGGAAGAAAGUGAAGAACAUUCCGGCGGUGAGGGUGGCAAAGUUGAAUCUAAAUCCACAGCAGAAGUUUCCAACUGGAGAGUGCGCACCGACAACAAUGACAACAAAGACGCUGGUCGGAGUCAGUCACCUUCCCGAAGGUUCACCAAGCGAAAUGAUGAUUAUUCCAACUUCUCAGACGGUCGGGAUAGGUACCGCGGUGGUGACAAUCGCAACGCGAGAGAUAACAGACGUGACUUUAACCGACAAAACGAUCGCAGCGAUCGUGGUGGCGGUUUUCGGGAUCGGGACAUGAAUCGUGGUGGAGGAGGUCGCGAUAACCGCGACAAUCGGGACAACUACCGGAGGGGUCCCGGUGGCAAUGAUCGGCCAUACGACAGGGAUCAGCCGCCGCGGGGAGAGCAACGGGAACGCGACGAAAAACCAAUUGAAGAGCGGAUGCCAAAAUUCCAGGAGCCUACCGGACCGAAAUUGUCUAUGACGAACACAUUCGAAGGACUGUCUGCAGAUGAGGUUGAUGAUUAAAAAACAAGAUAAACAAACCCAUUUUAGCACUGAAGCUGAAUCAAACGCGAACACAAGUGGAUGUAGUAUUGCAUCUCAAAAGGGAAAAGGCAAAGUAAUUCUCGGAUUUUUUUUUUCGUUGAACGACGAGGGUGGAAGUGAGAAACACAAGUAAGCUAUAAUUGGAUCAGGACGUACCAAAAAACACGGAAAGCAUCUCGAAACGGUUAAACGUUGGAUGCGGCGUGGAUUUAUUUUCGUUUUAAACCAUACCACACAUAGAUAAGGGUUAUCCGGGAAGUGGCUCUGAAGAGCAAAUAUUCGGUGGAGUGGAUGCUAGGAGGACGGCCAGCGCGCGGAAAAACGCGAUCAUAGCUUAAGUAACAUAUUAUUGUAGGGUUCGAUAUGAUCAAAAUACUGCCCCCGGGAAAAAGUUAGCCGGGCGAUGAAAAUGCUUCGAAAUGUUGACAGGGCGAUACAAUUCAAGCGAUUUUGCUAGGGCAAUGUAUUGAUUGGGUUAAGUUUAUCUUUUUCUUCGUUUUUAUUUUAAUGUGGGCUGCCUACCCCGGGAGUGGUCCGAGCAUUUUCAUCGCCCGAUUUACGUUCUGCAAUUCGAUCCCGCGCGGGAGAGUGAGAAUACCAAUUAUAAUACAUAAAUCGAUAUAAGAGUGUGGCAGAAGCAUUGUCUGUAAUAUAUUGAAAUAUCCAUGUAAUUGUACUACUAUCAAUGAACGACUGACUACCUUCAGUCAGACGGAGGGCGAUAAAUAAUGCUAGAAAUGUUGCAAAAUUAUGAAAUAUCAGUUUUGGUGAUGUGAGAAUGACUGUAGUGAAUGAAGAAUUUUAUACAAACAAAAAGGAAACUCGGCGUUUGAUUCCAAUAUGAUCGCAUUGCUUGAAUAGCGUUUGGUGGAUAAUUGGAUAAAAAAAAGUGUUGGGCGAGUUGAGCACCAGCGAAAGUAAUUUGAAAAGGAACAGUCUGGAUGGCAUCCACACACACAGACACAUUUUGAUAAGAUAAUUUACACGGCGCUGCAGCUUUAUGCAGCGAGGGGUUCGAGUGGUUCUGCCAGCAACUCAAUACUCGUUUAAGAAUCAUACCUUCUAUUAAUUGAUAAAGGAUAAAUAAUAAUACACGACACACAGUCCUCACACAUUCUCUCGAAGCGAUUGUUCUGCAAAAGCUCUUUCGUUUGCCCCUUCCUGAAAUCGAGAGCAAGAGCUAGCAGUAGAAGAAAAAAACCCAAAAAGUAACGUUGAAUUUCUUAAUCGGUGUGUUCGCGUUCAGGUGAAAGCUGUUUGUGGGAAUGACAAAACAAAAAUAUGAUAAGAGAACAAGAAAUUAAAACUUAAAACCAGAAAGUAAUAUUCUAUGUUUGUGUGCGCGUGUGAUUUUUACUAUCAAUAGUGGAAGUGAGAGAAAUGAUUCCAUAAUGCGCUUAUUGUUUUGUAGAUUUAUUUGCCGGUUUGCUUUUCUAAUGAUUCAAUUUGUAGAAUUCGGUUUGUUCUAAUCUGUUUAUUUUUUUAUAGACACAAAGUAUAUCCUCGUUUUUUGUUAAGUCUCUCCUGCGGGGAGGGAUUCUUAAAAUUAAAAGCGUUUGUUGGAAAUUGCAUAUUUUUAAAAACGACGUCUACGAAACAGCAUUUGCCGUUGUGUUCCCGAUAAUUAUGCAAAUCAUUCAACACCUAUCAUUUUCUGCUUUAUAUUUGAAUACACAUACCUAUUGAUCGCACCUUUUUUUAAAUAGAUAAUCAAUUGUCAGACGAUGAAAAAAAAAUAGUUAAUUUAACGUUAAAGUCGGAAGUCAAUCGUGAAGACAGAAAUAUAGACUUACACACAUGUUGUUGUCAUAAUCUGCUAUCAAAACAAACAAAAACAUAAAAAAUGCUCCUAUAAUUUCAUAAUUUUGUAAUAGGCAAUUUCUUCGUGGUAGGAGUUUCUCGGUAUAAAUCGAACAGGCAGAAAGGAAUUACAUAUAUCUAUGUAGCAGCUGCACUACUAUACAGGGCAGUGAUGGAGGUUGGAAUGGAAACAUAAGGCUUCAUACACAAGAUAUAAAGGCAUCCAUCUAAAGCUA
Messenger RNA from Uranotaenia lowii, 3929 nucleotides. RefSeq names its product eukaryotic translation initiation factor 4B (gene eIF4B). The transcript is spliced from 5 exons. Gene Ontology annotation, molecular function: RNA binding. Lineage: Eukaryota; Metazoa; Arthropoda; Insecta; Diptera; Culicidae. The record is from RefSeq and is a predicted model, not a curated record. Bases 136 to 1872 code for a protein of 578 amino acids.